AUGAAUCGUGCCUAUCCUGUCCCUGUAAUGGUGCAAGAUAUAAUUGCCGUGAUGCGGUUUGGUUCUGGCUUGCAUUCCAUUGAGCGCUACGUAAGGGAGGCUCCGAGCGGCCAACAGAUCCUUCACAGUCCAGUAAGACGAAUUUAUCCCGAGGAUGACACAGUUUUCGGAGAUUACGAGAGAGAAGAGCCACUGAUGAAUGUGAUGGCUGAAGCGUUGCAACGGCACUUUGCUGGAAUUGAUUUCAGAGAACGAAAUGCGGGACAUCAGAUAGACGAACAUAUGAGGGACGAAGGCUGGCAAUCGAGGCGAGAGCCAGCGACUCCAAGGGACGGAGCGGCGGUUGAAAUACAAGCACUGGCUUACAGUGUGCUGAAUGCGAUGUCUGAAUGGGCUAACGCUGGUGUCAUAAACAAGAAUGGUGAUGAAUCCUGGGCUUGGUCAGAGUGGGCAGAAAAGAUCAAGAGUAAUUUCGAGCAGCAGUUCUUUAUUGACGAGAAUCAUGAUGGCCAAUUUGUGAAUCAAAGGAAUAUACUGAAGGACACUGUUGGCUCGACUCUCGAAUUCACGGAUUAUCAGCUCAGAUGCAAUUUCGUCGUCGCCCUUGCUACGGCCCCAACGUUGAUUGAUCCUCACAAGGCCUGGCUUGCUCUUGACAUGGCAAAGGAACAUCUUCUGGGACCGCUAGGAAUGAAAACCUUGGACCCAAGCGAUUGGGCGUACAAUGGCGAUUAUAACAACAAUGACGACGGUGUAAACAAGAAAACAGCCAAGGGAUGGAAUUAUCAUCAAGGACCGGUAAGUGUUCGGCUAAUUUUAAUGCUACCA
Ostertagia ostertagi is the source of this 828-nucleotide messenger RNA. NCBI's taxonomy places the organism in Eukaryota, Metazoa, Nematoda, Chromadorea, Rhabditida, Trichostrongylidae. The record is from the annotation of a GenBank genome assembly.